UCGGCAGGAAAACUUCCAGUCCGCCGAAGUCUCUAUUCCUUCGCCGCCUCUUUCCUCCCCCGCGCGCCUCUUCUUCCCGGUCUUCCCUCCCCCCGCUUGUCGCCAUGUCGCCGGUGCGGCCCGUGCUGGUGCUGCUGGCCGCCCUCUCGGCCUCGGCGACCGCGACCGAGCGCCUCUUCUUCAUCGACCCUCUCUCGGAGGAGUGUUUCCGCGAGCGGGUCCCGGUGCGUGCCGAGGUGGCGGGCGCCUUCGUGGUCAUCGAGGGAGGCUUCCUCGACGUCGACGUGGAGGUAACAGGCCCUGAUAACAAGGUGAUCUACUCAGGAGAGCGAGAGACUGAGGGCAAAUACAACUUUGUCGCCUACAUGGAUGGGAUAUAUAAGUUCUGCUUCGGCAACAAGAUGUCUACUAUGGUUCAAAAGGCAGUGACGUUCACUCUUGACAUUCAUGAAGCUCCAAAAUCAGAAGAUACGGAGACAGAAGAAACAAAAUGGGGUCUUGUGGAAGUUUUAGGACUCCUAGCUUCCAUGUUGUACAGAGCUUUCCAGUACCUGUCUGCAUCGGAAGAAGAACAGCCUUGAUUGCAGUAUAUUUUCAUGGCUCUUGUCCUAAAAAGCUUCUGCCAAAUAUAUGUUAGUCUUUUAAGGUAUUUUUCAAGCGGCCUGGCCAUUGUUGCUAAUAUGCCCCUUUAUUGCCUACCCAUCCCAAAGUGAGCCACUGCAGCUCUUGCCCAUACAGUCCUAAGUAGAGUCACACCCUUUUAACUCCAUUGGCUUCAAUUAACUUGAAAGGGUGUAACUGCUGAGAUUUGCACAGUUGCACAGUUGCACAAUUGCUGAGAUUUGCACAGUUGCACAGUGCAUAGUUGCAUGCAUGUGAUUUGCUAGUGUGUUCGUGGAUCAGGGGUACUGAUUUCUGAAGAGGAACAGGACAUCUCUGUGACCAUCUGCUAUACUAGAGGCAUCCAUGCACAGAGCAACAUAAAUUCUGUCCCCGUAAAGGCUGAGAUGAUGUGGCAAUGGGAGAGCAUUUCUUUCACAUACUCCAAGGUAGAGCACAGAAGAUCCUCUUUCAGGGCACAUUCAACAUACUUGUCACUGCGGUAAACUCCUACCACCACAGCACAAGGAUUUGCGCUGGGUGAUUGAAAUUAAACAGUGGCAACCAUUUUGUGACAUCCAAGUCUUGUCAGAAUUCCCUAUAUGACAUCAGGUGUAAAGGGUUUGGGAAUCCCAGGUCUACUCUGUCAAUUUCAUAGCACCUUAAAAAUUAGCACACUUUUAUUCUAGCAUGCAUUUUCAUGGACUAUUAGAAACCUUUUAGGAUGAUAGCAAAAUAAAGACUUCUCGUCCUUUAAGGUGUCACAAAGACCUUUGUCUAGUUUUGCUACAAGCUCCUUUGGAAUGAUUAUCUCAAAAGAGACAACGUGUACAAAAAUAUUACUGAUGUAUUAAAUUGGUACAGUAUCCAAGAAUACAGUAUUCAACAGUUGUUACAAAGU
Molecule: messenger RNA, 1501 nt
Organism: Sphaerodactylus townsendi
Lineage: Eukaryota; Metazoa; Chordata; Lepidosauria; Squamata; Sphaerodactylidae
Product: transmembrane emp24 domain-containing protein 2-like
Exons: 3
Coding region: 105-581 (158 amino acids)
Biological process (GO): Golgi organization; endoplasmic reticulum to Golgi vesicle-mediated transport; intracellular protein transport
Cellular component (GO): COPII-coated ER to Golgi transport vesicle; endoplasmic reticulum-Golgi intermediate compartment; endoplasmic reticulum
Source: RefSeq, a predicted model, not a curated record